CAGGGAUUUGGCGAGUGCUCAGCAUGGAAGAGGCGGUGAAACAUGGGCUGGUGUACACACUUCAGCAGAAGUUCAUCAAGAAAUGGAAAAAGGUUUGGCUCUCGCUCUACUCGCAAAGCAGUCAGUCUGUUGCGCGCCUCGAAUACUGUGAGUAUAAAGAGGGAUCGACGAUGUCGGAAAGGCAGAGUUCAAAAAGGAUGGACAGGAAGCUCAUUCGAAUGAGCGAGUGCAUCAGUAUAUUUGAAGUGGUUUCUGAAAACUACCCGAAGGAAUCGGGGGUCUUUGCAGUGGAGACAACAACCAAAAUGUACACAUUUGCAACUGAUAAAUCUGACUGCAUUGAAUGGGUACAAAAACUCAAAGAGACUACUUUUGAGUAUUUCCAAGAAGACUAUUCAGAUGGGAUGACAAUAAGGAUGCAGGAAAAUGAACUCUACUGUACACAAGCAGGAGUAAACGAUUACACAGUCACAGUAAGAAGCACAGACGCAUCGGAAAGAUGUGAACUCAGCGGAAUGUACUUUUUAACGCUAGACAAGGAAGUGUUGAUGUUAAAAAAUAUUGUCUCCGAAGAAGUGGUGUACGAAUGGCCUUACCGGUAUCUAAGGCGAUUUGGCGGAGACACGAGAAUAUUCUCAUUUGAAUCUGGAAGAAGUUCCAAAUCUGGUCCAGGCAAGUUUGAAUUCGAAACCAAACACGGAAAACAGAUCGUCUGUUCAGUAAACGCUGCUGUGAAAAUCCAGAGAGAAAACAGCGAUGAAGAACGAAAUCAUUUUGAUUCUUUAGAAAACGACAAUUCAUUAACCGUUGAAUCCGCCACUUACAAGCCACAUUCAGGCAGUCCACAGUCUGUCAGCAAGUUGUCAGAAAUGUGCAGGUAUCCCAAGGAACAUAAGUACCAAUUAUCUAAAAAAAUACCUUCCGCAGUGUUAGAUGUUUUCGAAGGCAUACAUCACCUGUCUUGUGAAGAUGGGUCAGAUAAUGAGGCUCGCUCUCCACUGAGGAAAUCACCAGUCAGGUUUCAGUACAGCUUCCCAACAAGCCCUUUAAAUUCACCGCGUGGUGAAUUGAGUUCGAAAUUAUCCACAGAGACGAUGGAGAACAGAACUAUGUUCCAUUCGAAACCCAGCUCACGAGGCGCUAAUCUGACAGUGCCCUUGGAACGACCAAGCAACAGUAAGUCCUUGCCGAGACAAGUAGGCAGACAGCAAACAAAUAGCUUUACAUACAGUAAAGGGGGAAGCCCACCACACCAAACCAACGAGCAUUUUGUGAGGUCUUCCACCAAAACCCAUAUCCGUGACACUGCUGAAAUUAACCUGGCUCAAAAGAAAAUUCCUUCUAUUGUAAUGUCUGAUUGUUCCAAAACCGUUUACGGUGCUGUGCACAGUGGAUACCAAGCAGCGGGAGACUUAAAGGCGUUAAAGAAACAAACAACCGAACAGGAGACGAAAGAGCCCAUAUACGAUGAAGUUGCAUCUCAAAAUGAUUUUUCACUCUAUGAUGAAGCAAAGGUACUGACCGAAGCGUGGAAAGUGCAAGGUACAGUCAAUGACUCAUUUGGUUAUGAAUAUCCAUACAAUUCAAUCGCAGAUGACUACGCAGUGCCAAAACAGGUGUUCAUGGAUGGUCCUCCAAGGCCACGUAAAAAAGGUCCGUCUCUUUUAAGGGGACAUAUGCAAAAUAAUGACUAUGUGAAUAUGAAGUCGAUCAUUUGCAACAGAGACCCAUGCAAUGAUUUGUGAUUUGUGCAACGUGUAAAUAGUCUUAAGAGUCUCUGUAAGUUUUUGGAAACAAAAGCAAUCGAUUGUGUAAAUAUUGUAUUAAUGAUUUGUCAAAAAUGUAAUCGAGAAUUUA
Callorhinchus milii (elephant shark) is the source of this 1857-nucleotide messenger RNA. Its product is annotated as docking protein 1. Lineage: Eukaryota; Metazoa; Chordata; Chondrichthyes; Chimaeriformes; Callorhinchidae. Bases 24 to 1745 code for a protein of 573 amino acids. Gene Ontology annotation, cellular component: cytoplasm. Gene Ontology annotation, biological process: cell surface receptor protein tyrosine kinase signaling pathway; positive regulation of MAPK cascade. The transcript is spliced from 5 exons. The record is from RefSeq and is a predicted model, not a curated record.